Molecule: messenger RNA, 2603 nt
Organism: Paramuricea clavata
Lineage: Eukaryota; Metazoa; Cnidaria; Anthozoa; Malacalcyonacea; Plexauridae
Source: the annotation of a GenBank genome assembly
AUGGCCGACGAAAAAGGAAGCCGCGAAGGAAUGUCUAGCCAAUACACAGCUAUAAAUGCUCCAUUUAAGGCCGAUUAUGAUGUUAUAAAAGACAUGCAAGUACCCGAGACUAUCACAGUACAAAGCAUGCAAAAUUUUGGCGAGAAUAAGCCAGCAUUUCAAGGAAGUCAAAUGACCGUACCCGACAAAAUUGUUUUGAAUGGGGAAAGCGAAACACAAGUUUACAACCCAAGCAUAGGUUUACAAAAUGCCGGUGUAAAUUUAAACAACUAUAUGGGGGGUAUGGUGACACCGCCAAGGACACUGACUGUCGACGAUACCACAUCUCGUUAUAUGGAAAGAAAAGUUGAGGGCAAUGACGGCCGUCGUAAAGAAUUUGAUAGGUAUAUUAUAUAUAUAUUCAUAUAAAAGUAUUUGAAAUUAUAAAGAAGUUUUAUUGCUUGUACAUCAUUCCCAAAUAUAUUGAUGUAGUAUAGUAAUUAGUUAUUUCGGCACCAAAAUCUCAAAACCAUGUCAAGCCCUGUUAUGCAUGCACCUCGACCUCCCAUCCCAGACUGGAAAGUUUGGAAAUUGCACGCCAGAGAUUUAAAAAAAAAUAAUAGAAAGCAUCAAAAUGGCAUGCCGGAGAUAUCCGUUUUGUGAUACAAACUUUCCACACUGGCUCCCAUCUCAUAUGUACUGCAUCUCAUGCAGUAGUAGAUGUAGCCUCCUCCGCAGGCAACUCUUUGGCAAAAAUUGGAAAAAGUAUUAUGAAUAAAAAAAUUGGCAAAAAUGUGAUGAUCCCUAACAAUCCCUAACUUUAAAUUCGCUGUUAUUCAUAAUACUUUUGCCAAAGACUUGCCAGCGGAAGAGGCUACAGUAGAUGUGGCAUGCUUUAUAUUGGGGAAACUGGAAAGUCUUUGAGCAUUGGCAUUCAGUCAUUGACAAUGAUGCUAACCAGCCUGUUGCCAGACAUUUUGAUACCGGCAAUCACAGUGUUUCUGAUAUGGAAAUUUGAGCCCUCUGUCCCAUUUCUGGAAACAUAAUAGCUCUGCAAAUGACAUGAAAUGCACCUCAUUCCCAAGGGCUCCCACCUUAAUAGGGCCCCAACUUGAGAGUGAGAGCCUAAAAUUGAGUACGUUUUUAAAAUUGAUCAGAGCAUUUUUGAAAUUGAGGGCCCCUUACAGUACCUCCACAUGCAGUCUAGCUAAGGUCUAAUUGGGUGUAGCUUAAAAGUAAUGAUGUCAUGGGGCCCCCAGGGAAGACUUGCCCUGGGCCCCACAAAUUCUCUUGGCGGCCCUGCUUGGCACUGUCCACCCCUAUUGCAUUAAUGAAUGUUUUUUCCAUCUUUAACUCUGUCUGUCAGUGUCUUUGCCCAUCAAAAGCAGACAUUUACAGUACUUUUAAUUAUUUCCUUAUUCCAUACUUGUUUCAUAUAUUUUGUUGUAUUUGUUGUAGUUUUCUGUAUAUUUGUAUUAAUGUAUUCUGUAAUGGUCUUUAGUUUUUGUCACGUUUGCAAGUGGUGCAUGUGAAAAAUCUUGAAAAUAUUGCUAACUUCUCGACAAUCAUUUCAAGGAAAAAAUAUAUGCCGGCCAGAUAUUUUACAUUCUCGUCAGGAUACUGGAUAAUGAAAUAUCUUGUUAUUCCGGCCUGGAUUGCUGGCUAGCUAGGCAUCAACUAUUUCGCUGACCUCAGAAUGACAUUUUGUCAAAAAAAUUUUCUUCAAGAUUGGUUUAGAAACAAAUUUGGAGUAGGGUUAGGUUAGGGUAAGGAUUAGGGUAAGAGUUGGAGUUUGGAGUAGGGUUUGUGUUAGUAAAACCAUUCGUUUUGUCACACUGAGGCCAGUGAAAUAAUCUCUUCUGGCUAGCUAGCCUCAACAGUGGUUAUGAUAUUUGGUCCCUAACAGAGUAUGCUGUAUGCAUAUAAUUCGACUGGAAAGUUUUACAAUUUUUUGGUCAUGUCAUGUCAUGCAUGAUAUUUUGAAAGUGUUAUAUAAUGGAAUCCAUUAGUACAGUACAGUCAAAAAUGGCAUAAAAAUUAUGAUUUGUCAAUUUUUGUAAUUGACCUACUUUUGUCUUGGCAAAAUUGAGGAUGUAUUGUUGAUUUGCUGCAAUUAAGCCCAAAUGUUCCCUACUUUAAUUAUAUUAUUUUGCUCUGCCUAGCACCAGACAAGCUUACUCAUGAACGUGUGAGUCUUGCAAAUGUAUUGACGAUAUAUGUGUACCUAACUUUACUCUAGCUAACUCUAAAUGAUUUUACUUGCCAAGGGAAAAGUCUUUUCUAAAACUUAUUUGGUGAUAUUUUAACAACACUAUAGUAGUCUAGCACUGUUUGAAAAUUUUUUAUUUUUAAAAAUUUUUUUGAAACAUUUCACAAAAUAAUAGUAGUAUAUGUUAACUCCUAGGUUGUCUCACCAACUAGGUGAGAAUUCAGGAAAUUCCGAUGAAGAUUCAGGCCCCCAAUUACAAGGUGAGAUUGUCCGACUGAACAAGCGUGUUGAGUCGCUGGAAAAGAAAAUGUCUGAGAAACAAUCUAAUGGCUUUUGGAAAACAACAUUUGUUUGUUUACUUACGAUUAUUAAUCCGAUCAUAAUACAUUGGCUAUUUAGCAGUAGACGACGCUAA